This is a messenger RNA of Adineta steineri, 651 nucleotides long. The record is from the annotation of a GenBank genome assembly. NCBI's taxonomy places the organism in Eukaryota, Metazoa, Rotifera, Eurotatoria, Adinetida, Adinetidae.
AUGGUUGAAUAUGGUGCUGGUAGUAGUACAUUUUUCUUUAGUUCAUAUGUUGAUCAUUAUAUAAGUAUUGAACAUAGUCCUGAUUAUUGUCGUGAACUUGAACGUAUGGCUGCUAGUCAACCACAUCGAUCAAUAAAAAUCUAUUAUAUGGAACGUAAUUCAUCGGGAUUUUCUAUAAAACAUUGUUUUGAACAAGAUUCAUCAUUAAAAUCAAAUGUAACUUCACAUAUUGAUAUUUAUUGUAUACCAAGAAAUGCGUAUUCAUUUCAAGCUUAUCGUUUAUGGGCGACUGGUAAACGAAGUACUUAUACAAUGUAUCGUGAUUAUGUUGAUUUUCUUUCGAUAUAUUUUCGUGAGAAAAAAUUUGAUUUUAUAUUUCUUGAUGGACGUGCACGCCCACAAGUUGCUUAUGCUGUAUUAAAACAAUUAAAUGGUUUAAAUGCAAAAGUAUUUAUACAUGAUUGGAAUCAACGUAAAGAAUAUCAUAUUAUUGUAAAAGAAUUUUAUAAUAUAAUUGAUCAACAAAUGGAAAGUAAUCAAGUUGGAGGUGGAGGACUUGUUGUAUUAGAAAAGAAAUCUGAAGAUAUUGGAAAAGAUAAUAUAAAUGAUAUUCAAUGGAAAUAUGAAAAAGAACCAAAUUGGUGGAUUUAA